Molecule: messenger RNA, 3287 nt
Organism: Dicentrarchus labrax (European seabass)
Lineage: Eukaryota; Metazoa; Chordata; Actinopteri; Moronidae
Exons: 6
Coding region: 262-876 (204 amino acids)
Biological process (GO): phospholipid biosynthetic process
Cellular component (GO): membrane
Molecular function (GO): phosphotransferase activity, for other substituted phosphate groups
Source: RefSeq, a predicted model, not a curated record
ACAGCUUCGUCAGCUUCCCACGUCACCGAGUUGAUAGAAACAUGACAGCGCACACAGCUCAGCACGUUUCCAGCCACAGUAGCUGACUUUAGCAGCUCUUACACGGUGUACGGGGACACAGCGACCAAUAUAUGAGUGGAUACAUUACGACAAAUGCAGUGUGUGUUGUUUUCAUAGCUGGAGAGGCCGGCUUAUAAGGCGGGUUGCAUCAUCUGUCCUUCCGGGAUAACGCUCCGCUGUGUCACUCAUAACUGACCGCAGAUGGGACUCCAAGUUCUGCUGUACUGGCCGAAUAUUACCGGAUACAUUCGGAUUGGCCUUGUGUUUGCAGCAUGGGCUGCCUAUGAGACACCAGACGUCUUUGUCUCUCUUUACUCCAUCUCCAUAGCACUUGAUGGAGUGGACGGCUGGCUGGCGAGGAGGCUGGGCCAGAGCUCCAGGUUCGGGGCCUGGCUGGACGUCGUGGUGGACAACCUGGGCAGAGGCAUGCUGUGGAGCCUGCUGUAUGAGUGGGGUUGGCUAGUGUCUGCAGUGGAGUGGUGUGUGUUUGUGUGUAACCACAACCCCAGAGGUGAACAGUGGAAGAACAGCUUCGCCACCAGCCCUCGAUUUAUACGGGCCAUCAUGGCAAACGGGUUUCGGACGCCUCUCGGCACGUGGGUGGUGAGUGGGCUGCACUGCCUCCCGCUGUGGCUGUAUGGGUGUCAGUGGGGUUUGCUGGCUGAGUGGCUGUACCUGCCUCAGUGGAUCCAGACUCUGGGGACUGUGCUGCUGGCUGCAGGCCGCCUGCUGGCUCUAUCAGUGGAGAUGUGGUGUAUAUGGACACACAUUGAAUACCUCGCCAGUGAUGAGGAGCCAGAAGAGAAAAACAACUGAAAGCCACUUAGCAGGGUCAGUGUUCUGUAUACUGUGCUGUCUACUCUGGAAAAAUCCAGAAUAAUCCAUUCCAUCACCUUUAUAUGAACAAUGGCCUCAGGUCACAUUUGGUUCUCUCCUCACUCAGCCAUAGCUGUGGGUGAACGUGGUAAAAUGAGCUACAUUUUGACUUAUUGUUCUACUCUUGCAUAAAAAUGUGUAUUUAUUUCAGAUAUCGCUUACCAUAUCAGAUCCUUCUGGGGACAUUUAGACCCCAUUUACACCUACUAGUAGAAUGUGAUCUGUAUUUGCGCAUGUUAUCAACAUAAAGAAAAACGCAUGUUAAAGCUGCAGUAGGUCAUUUUCGUUGCCUUCAGGCCCGGUGGAAUGCACUUAUUGCAUCUGCCAAAUUUACAAGAGGAAACAAAUAAUAUGUCAUAGACAGUAUUUCAUAAAGUUUCCCCUAACUCAACAACUUACAAAACUCACGCAGGUUUCGCUCUGGAGCAGCGAGAUCCCAUCUCAAUGAGGAUAACAAGAAUGCAUUUAAAAUAUUAUGUGUAAGGCAAGAUCGGAUCAUUUAUCUUUGGGGUAACGUGUCAGAUCACAUUUUAAUGCCAGGGGUGUCGAGUAGCAUUUUGCACUUUAAUAGGAUUUGAAUUUCUUUGUUAAACCAGUGAACAUGGUUGAUUUGUGUGUGUGGCUGCUGAGAUACAAGAUGUGUCUCCUCUUUACUGAGAGACUAUAACAGACAGCGGGCAUUCAGAUGCACUUUAAAAGCCUCUUUGGUUUGUUGAGCUGUUAAAGGGAACAUUGAUAUUAUUUUUGUAAUUUAUAGGGAACACAAUCCUAAGAAAAGGCCAAAAUAAAUCUAUGCUGGCACUGUAUUAGGAAUGUGAGCGGGUCAGUCAGAAGUGUGAAAAUGUCUGCGCUAAACAACAGUCUCUAUUCGCUGUCAUUUGCUUUAUGAAAUGACACAGCAACCAAAGGGAGAGGCCUACUGUACGCCUGGAUCACACUGAUAUUGAACAGGUAUCCUGCAUAAAAGGCCUGUAGCUCCUAGGGAUUUUGUGUAAACUACUGUACAUUAGCAAUACAUGUAUAUAUAUAUUUUACACUUGCUGCAAAACCUAAAAAGAAUGUGCAGCUAAAUGUUUGACAUUGUGUUAGUGGCAACAGUGUAUUACUGGAAACCUCAUAAAUGUAGUUUACCGUAAUACUUCAAUUAUUUUAUUUUAGCUUUUUUUUAAAAAAAAUCUAAGUUCAUUAAGAAAAUAGACAUUCAAUACAUGAACUUUCAAAACAUAUAUAUAUAUAAAAUGUCAUUACCAAAUUUGCAUUUAUUAAAUAUCAUUUUUUUUAAUGAAAUUAAAAAGAAAAGCAAACACAAAUGCUAACUGCAACUGCUAAAAAACUGGACUAAACUUUAUGUCUAAAGUUUUUGCCAAUUUAUAAUUUUAAAAAACAAAUCAAUAGCCCUGGACUUUUAUUUGCCUCAGUCACUGAACUCAACCUGCCUUUAUAUCGGACCAGCUGGUAAUUCCUUUUGCACAGAACUUUGCUCAGCAAAGAUGGGAAAUAUUAAUUAAUUAAAUAUUGUUGUAAAAAAUAUCAUCAUCAUUUGAUACUUUGGUUAGCUCAGAGCUCGCUCAAUUGGGCGUAGGUAACUUUUAUAAAAAUUACUUUUUGUCAUAUUCACUGAAACUUUCACUAUAUCCUGACAGUAGUAUAUGAGACAGAUAACCUGUGAAACAAUCAGGUUCCUCUGGCUCCUCCUAGUGCUCCUAAUGGGAUUUACAAGAAUCCACUGGACCUGAACGAAAACAACCAAUCAGAGCGGAGAACGAUAGAAAGACACUUUGGGUUGGAAGCUUGAAGAUAGUUGACUGUUGAGUCUUUUCCCAGGAAUGAGACUCAACAAUCACCCAUCUUUCUUGAUGUAGUGAAAAAGUUUCAGCAAAAAGACAUAUUUUUAUAAAAACAACCUACUGCAGCUUUAAGACGUUUUAUACAUAUAAAGAAUGUAUAUAAAACCAGACCAGGCCUCUAAUUGAGAGCCAUACCAUGUAGCCAUACCAUGCUAGUAAAGGGGCCCUGCUUUUAACUGAAGUUUUAGUGGGUUGGGAAAAAGCAGUAAAAUGUCAAUAAAUACAAAGAUACUGCGUUGCUACCAAACACAAUGCUGUGUAUCAGGGAUUUUAGUUGUGGUGUUAAAUUAGAUUAUACUUAUAUUUUUAUAUGUAAUGUCUAAUUGAUGGAAAUACUUUUAAAAAUGACCUUAAUGGAUUUGCUUACAUAAACUUUGCCUUUAAGAGAUAUUUUUAUAUUUACUGAUGUGUUAAAAAAGGCUAAGCUGCAGCUUUAUUUGUUUGUGCUUGUACACCAACAGUUUAAAUAGCUUUACACAAUAAAGUAAUGGAAUGAAAAAUGAA